This is a messenger RNA of Plasmopara halstedii, 3420 nucleotides long. Its product is annotated as exportin-6-like protein. Gene Ontology annotation, molecular function: small GTPase binding; nuclear export signal receptor activity. The transcript has 3 exons. Bases 1 to 3420 code for a protein of 1139 amino acids. The record is from RefSeq and is a predicted model, not a curated record. Lineage: Eukaryota; Oomycota; Peronosporomycetes; Peronosporales; Peronosporaceae. Gene Ontology annotation, biological process: protein export from nucleus.
AUGAGUGCGCACUCGGACGCUGCAUUGAUCGCCGAGGUAGAAGGUGCGCUUCACUGUCUACUGGACCCCACGACGCCUUGUAAUAACAAGCAGCAGCUAGAGGAGCAACUAACACGAUUCAAGGAGACACCCGCGGUCUGUUUGCCUGUGUUGUUUCACCUGUUAAACACCUCUCAAAACGAAUACUCGCUUUGGUUUGCUGCCACCACGUUAGAAGAGUAUGUGGCCAGAAGAUGGCAAUAUUUUUCAGUCUCAGAGCAGCUGCGCUUCCGUCAGUUUGUGUGGAAUUAUCUAUUGACUGCUACAGCCUCAUUGGGCGCAACACAAGUUGCAUUUGUACGACGAAAGUUACGGAAAGUUGUUGCAGACAUUGCCAGAGUCCAAUGGGGGAGUUGUGAGCAAGGAGUCGCGAGGUGGCCCGAGUUUAUGAGCGAGAUAGAAGCGUUGGUUGUUUCAAAACAGACGAGAGAAAGUGGGUUAAAGCUGCUGAGUGUUGUCGUAGAGGAAUUCGGACGCGACGAUGCUGUAGUGAUGGCCAUAGUCAAACAACAAGCAAAGACGCGGCUGGUGGCAGAGCUUACAAAAGUGCUGGCGCUGCUGGAAAACAUUUUGAAAGGGUGCAGCCAUCUCAUACAGACAGGCGAGGCACAGCUAGUGGUACAACAAGACGGUGUGGCGGAACUUGCGCUGACGACGUUCAACAAUUUUACUACAUGGGCACCAGUUGCUGAGCAGAUGAACGACACAUGGAUUACGUUGCUUUUUGAGCUUGCAAUGAACGGAGAACGCGUUAUCGCUAAAGGAUGGACCAAUAUGUGUGCUUCAAGUGUAGUAUCGCUUCAAUGUCUGACCGAGUUGAUGAGCAAGAGAUUUAUGCCUGCAAAAGUGGAGGAUCUGGUGGGAAACGUAAUGGCUAGUCUAUGUAUAUUGCUGCAAAAGACGACUGGCGAUCACGUUCUUAAACAUGCGACAGAGGAGUAUUUGGAUAAGGUAAGUGAAUUUGUGGAGUCAUUCCUGACGCACCAUGUCAAAAGACUGGGAAAUCCCAAGUAUGGAAAUACUUUGCCGACUUUUCUGCAGUCGAUAUAUGUAUUUACGACAAAGCAGCCUCACGUCAAGGUUUUUUUAAAUUGUUUAAGAGCUUGGGAGGUGAUUGUUUCGUAUAUUGAGGAGAUGGAGCAGAACGAAGCAGUAUUAGUAGCAUAUGAUAAAAGUCUUCAUGGUGUCAUGUUACAUCUUGUGGAACGUGUGAGAUAUGAAUCAAAUCGAAAGCUAGACGAGCUGGGUGAUGACGACGACGUAGGAGCUCAUGGCGAUUUUAAGGAUGUAGAUAGUACAGAUGCAUUUGAGAUCGAAAUUUUGGGUAAUGUGUAUGGGCAAGGCUCCCUGCAAGACCUGGCACAAAUUAGAACGGAUGCUGCAAACAGUGGAAUCACGGGCGAUACAGCGUCAGCGUCCCUAGUUGAGCUUUCGGAAAGAAAACAGUUUGUUGUCGACUGUAUUGCCUUAAUUCGACGUAUAGCUGCACUCCCGGCAUGUGCACUUCCACUGCUGGAGGUCAUGUCACCUCGCGUCCAACGUUGUGCUGAUCAGAUACUCUUUCGCACUCAUGAGAUGCCCAUGUUUCCUCAGCAAUCAGAGCAGCGGGAACAACAAAAAUUCGUAAUACGCGACUUGACGGCUGAUUGCGCGAUACUAGCGUCUGUGUGUGCCAGUUGUUACAGCGCUAGUAACGAUAUAAAUCAGCAAAUGGCGGGUUGGCAAGCCUUAUAUUUGUUUAUCAAGAUAGCGGAAUAUAUGGUGCAUCACCGACUGCACAUUCGAGGUAGUGCGUUUGUUGAGCUGCAGUGCGAAGUUCUCACUAGCAUUCGGCUAUGUCUUAGUUGCAUUCCAUUCGUCAUCCAGAGUGGCGCCAGACAGGACGUCCUUAAUGCUUCAGAUAGUGUACUUCAAGUGCUUUUUAAAACGCUUGACAUGAGUGACGUGCCGUCUCCAUUACCAGUGAUGCAAAACUCAAUGCAACUGCUUGCGAACAUCGGAUUUGUUUUGCCAUACGAAGAUAUUGUGCAGAUUCCGUCCAUGAAGCAGCUUGAGGCCCAUAUACACCAAUUCAGCUUGCACUUGCCUCUUGCGAUCCAAGGUGACCUAUAUACUUCAAUGUCCAACUCGAUCUUAAAUGCUGCGGUAUCACUUCGUGGCAGCAGCAAUGCACCGAAUGGACCUCGCCCCUGGGAAAAUGCCUAUCAUUCUUUGUUAGUUCCUAUUCUCGAAUCCAUCAAUCAAGCUGCGACAUUGCAUCAUAACGAGCAGCGCAUCUUGGAGCAUGCCCUUGUUGCUCAACUGAGGCGUGACUGCUACCUAAUGCGUUGUCUUGCUCGGUCGGUUGAGACAAAACCCAAGGUCGCCAAAGAUGCGUUUUUCUCCGUUAUCCAUACCUCAUUUCCGUCGCUUCUUGUACUACUGACAACGUACUUUACCAUUAUUCGCAAAGAAGCGACUACCGGUGCUUCUCAGUCAAAGGCUGAGGCUUUUAAAGUGAUAAACGAAAUCGUGCGUCUAUACGCCCAAUGUCUGAAGUCUAUCCGUAAGGAAAUGCAGAAAGAUACCGUAGCAGAAAUCAUGCGCACAUUUGUGGAUAUUUUCAACGAUUCGCAGCUAUCAACAGAACUCUUUAACAUGGGAAACUCUGGAGUAAUGGUACUCUGUGGCUUUCUGCAGCUUUUGAAAAUUGUCGUCGAAGAACCGACCUCGGUCUUUGAUACUUUCUUGCAGAAUAUUCUGGAUCUGUGUUUCGGUCCGCUGAAGGAGGUGAUUUUCUCCCACCCUGAAAGCAACUCGAUCAUCUUAAGGUUUUAUGUGGCUAUGAUCGAGCAAUUGUUGGAGAAGCACUUUCGCUUCUUUAUUAUACACUCGGGUCAGUUUACCUCUGAUGGGACACGCGAGCGUGCUUAUGCAUCACAGCAAACACACGUCUACUUCCUGUCUAUUUUUCAAAGUCUUGCGAGUAUAUUGAGCCGCGAAGACUCGGACUUGGCACCUCGGCUCUGCAAACAGGUUUUAAGUUUGUUAGACCGAGUCGACAAAACGCAUGGGCUAUUUGCGUUUACAGGCUUCCAAAGUGAGCUGCGAAUGGGCUUUCUCUCUACAUUAAUGAACAUUUUGACACGUGGCGAGAUGAAUUUACUCCGCGAUGAAGUUAUUCAAUUGCUUCAUCGCAUCGCGGCAGUAGACUUUACUUCGUUUUAUCAAUCGUUCUUAAAUGGCUACAUCAAAGAGAUUUUGACACAGCCACAGCUUGAAGCGGCUUCGAAACUGAACGGAAAAUGUCUGCAAUGGAGUGGCCAGGUAGACCUUCCUACGUUUUCGCAGGAAGCGAUCGCAUUUUUGAAUGAUCUUAAAGUGAUCAAGGCACAAAAUUAA